Messenger RNA from Porites evermanni, 2422 nucleotides. The record is from the annotation of a GenBank genome assembly. Lineage: Eukaryota; Metazoa; Cnidaria; Anthozoa; Scleractinia; Poritidae.
AUGGAAGAACACAAAUUCACAACGUUUUUCGAGCCUUUCAGGAUCAAAUCCAUAGAGAAACUUAAGACAACAACACGAGACGAACGAAUGAAGUAUCUAAAACAAGCUAAUUACAACUUGUAUCUCUUGGACUCGGACAACAUCUUGAUUGACCUGCUAACAGACUCAGGGACUGGAGCGAUGAGUUCUGAACAGUGGGCUGCGGUUAUGAUUGGAGAUGAGUCGUAUGCCGGCUCUCCGAGUUACCGGAAGUUUGAAGCUGUGGUCGAGGAGAUCUUUGGAUACCGUCACGUGAUCCCUACGCACCAAGGGCGCGCGGCAGAGCGUAUUCUUUUCAGGUGCGCUGUGAAAGAAGACAAUGUCGUUCCAAACAACGCACAUUUUGCGACAACAAUGGCAAACAUCGAAGCCCAAGGUGCAAAGGCGAUUAAUUUUUUGACUCCUGAGGCUAUGGAGCCCAGUAAAGAUGUGCCAUUUAAAGGAAAUAUGAACAUCGAAAAGCUGAAACAGACAAUCACAAAGUGUCGAGAUAAAAUUCCACUUGUUAUGAUAACCAUUACAAAUAAUAUGGUGGGAGGUGAGCCAGUCAGCAUGGAGAAUAUAAAGGCGGUGUCUAAAAUUUGUCGCGCACACGGUAUUCCGUUGUUUUUUGAUGCCUGCCGCUUCGCUGAAAAUGCUUGGUUCAUAAAGAUCAAAGAAGAAGGUUAUGCGAACCGCACACCGAAAGAAAUCGCGCGAGAGAUUUUCUCUUACGGCGAUGGCUGCACCAUGUCGGCGAAGAAGGAUGGCCUGGCAAAUAUCGGCGGGUUUUUGGCAGUCAACGACGAAGAGCUUGCUGCAAAAUGCCGCAAGGAGCUGCUGAUAACCGAAGGUUUCACCACUUAUGGCGGCUUAGCAGGGCGCGACUUGGAAGCGAUUGCAGUUGGUUUGAAUGAAGUGGUUGAAGAAGAUUACCUGCGCUAUCAAAUCGGAUAUGUUAAGUUCCUGGCGGAUUUACUCGUCCAGAACCACGUGCCCAUUGUGACCCCACCCGGUGGUCACGCGGUGUAUAUCGACGCAGGCGCAAUGCUUCCGCACAUUUCUCGCGAACAGUUCCCAGCGUGGGCUCUUGGCUGCGCACUUUACGUGGAGGGAGGGAUCCGCGGGGCGGAAGUUGGUGCGGUCAUGUUAGGAAGUCAGGAGAAGCAGGAAACGGAAAAUUCGGAAAAUGGAAAUGGGGUUGAUGAAGGCGCCUUCGGAGACGAUUAUGAACACGAAGAAUUGUUUCGCCUGGCUAUUCCCCGCCGUACAUACACUGAGUCUCAUUUAAGGUAAAGGCUUCUACUUUUAUAGCCUGCGAGCAAGGUCUCUAAUAACCGCGAAAAGCGAGCCAAGAGCGAACGCGCGAACGAGCGGCGACGCCGCUAGGUGCGGAGGAAAAUGAUGCGUGGUGUGACUUCUCUUUCCCGCCCCUCUUUAACCGCCCCUCGCAAUGGCUUUCCUUGCGCAUGCGCCUCUCGAGUAACUUCUGGCCACUCUUCCAAAUGGAGAGCUUACUCGCAGGCUUAUACAGUAAUGAUUUAAAAACGUUUGGUGGUCUAAUCAUAAACUCGAUCAGUACUUACUGACGUACUUAAUUGACUAAUACAACAAUUCAUUAAAAUAAGGAGUUACUCUUUAAGGUGAAAAACACAAAAAAGGAAAAUCAAAGAUUAAAGCUUAUACACCUUAUUCCAACUGAAAUGCUGAUAAUUGACCCUCGAUGUCUUGUUCCGAAGUAAAAGUUUCGUUCCCAGGGUCUCCCUGGGAACGAGGUAAAAUCGUCCCCAGGGCUUUUCCCCUUUGUCGGGAACAAGGUUUUGAGGAUAGAACGAAUGAUAGCUGUACCAAAACCUAAAACGCGCAUUAAGGGGCAUUUUUUGUGCUGACUAGACCUAUAAUUUCUUGACAUUUACUGCUACUGCUGUUGUGCUUGUGCUAGUUUCUUUUUUAAUUGCCCUAUUAACAUUUAACAUUUUCUAGAUGUUGAUAGAGUGUUAACUACAUUCCGCGUACAUCUUUCCGACAGGUAUGUCGCUGAAGUCUGUGCGCAUCUGUACAAGAACCGCGCAAAGGUUUGUGGUUACCAAAUCACGUGGGAGCCACCAAUGUUACGUCAUUUCACUGCCCACCUGGAGCCUCUUCCUCUCCCAUUUAAAGCACCCGAAGAAUCCACUCAAGUUAGCAAUCGACCAACCAGAAAAGUGUCCACGGGUCAGGGAUUAAGGCGAAGAAAGAAUUCCUUGAUGCAAUUUAGUUGAGGUCAAAACGAAGCCGAAUCAACCGAGCCUUGAAAGAUUUUUUCAUUCUCUAUUACCAAUAUUUUUGUGUGUGAGUAGUAACAUAACAGUAUUGAUAUUCUUUUACAACGUGUAUAAUAACAUGCAUAAAGAACUUACAAAGA